AUGGAGGACGGGGAACCGCCGCGUAUCGCACCUGCUUACACGCCAUGCGCUUUCGAAGGGGAGUCGCCCGGGCCCCGGUGCGGUCACACGCUUACCGCCGUCGCGCCUGUCGGAGAGCCUGGCAGCGCGAACUACAUCGGCCCGCGGCUGAUUCUCUUCGGCGGAGCCACGGCUCUGGAAGGAGGCGCAGGUCCCGCGGCAGGAGCAGCAGCCGGAAUACGUCUGGCCGGAGCCACGGCGGAUGUGCAUUGUUUCGACGUCAACUCGCGGACAUGGAACAAGCUCUCUCCAGUGGGCGAGCCUCCAUCCCCGCGAGCGGCGCAUGCGGCGACGGCGGUGGGGACGAUGGUGGUGAUUCAGGGCGGCAUUGGGCCGGCAGGGCUGGCCACUGACGAUCUGCACGUGCUGGACCUCACCCAGGCUCGACCCAAGUGGCACAGAGUGGUGGUGCAAGGAGCGGGCCCUGGACCUCGAUAUGGUCACGUCAUGGCGCUCGUGGGGCAGCGCUUCCUGCUCUCCAUCAGCGGAAAUGACGGCAAGCGGCCGCUGUCGGACGUGUGGUCGCUGGACACGGCAGCGAAGCCGUACGAGUGGAAGAAGCUGGACCCGGAGGGCGAGGGGCCGCCGCCCUGCAUGUACGCCACUGCCAGCGCCCGACACGACGGGUUGCUGCUGCUGUGCGGCGGCAGAGACGGCAGCAGCGUGCCUCUACCCGGGGCGUUUGGCUUGGCUCGGCAUCGGGACGGCCGGUGGGAGUGGGCUGUGGCGCCUGGCGUGUCCCCCUCGGCGCGCUACCAACACGCUGCUGUGUUUGUGGGUCUGCGCCUGCACGUGUCUGGAGGGGCGCUGGGUGGAGGCAGAAUGGUGGAAGACGCCUCCAGUGUGGCCGUCCUGGACACAGCAGCAGGCGUGUGGUGUGACCGCAAGGCCAUGGUAUCAGUUGCCCGCACCGGCCGCUACAGUGCCGACGCUCCGGGCGGCGACGCGUCCACCGAGCUCACCCGCCGCUGCCGCCACGCCGCCGCCUCGGUCGGCGAUAUUAUCUUCGUGUACGGCGGGCUGCGGGGCGGCAUUCUCUUGGACGAUCUGCUCAUUGCUGACGACACGCCACCCGAGCAGCCCGCCCUGCCGCCCUCCGCGGCUCCUGCCAAGGAGGCUGUGUCUGGAUCAGCACGCAAGCCGCCCAUGCCGCCCAGAUCGGGAGAGGGGCGGCAGGGCGUGGCGGUGGCUUCGGCUGUUGCUGCUCCGGAUGACAGAGAGGAGGAUAUCGGUGCUGAACACGCGAAUGACCAUCUGCACGAGGUGGACGAGGAGGCAUCAGAGCAGCUGGUGCGGAUCAACAAGGAGGAGAUGGAGGUGGCACGGCGAGCCAUGGAGAGGGGCGGCAGUGGCGACCUGACGGGGGACGACAUGGACGACCGGCGCUACGGUGGCACUCCGCCUCCCCCCACUGCUGCGAGUCUCGCCAGGAGCGCCCUGGACGAUGGGCGCAGUGAGACGCCCGCCUUCAAGAACGUCACUCUGUAUCGCCGCGCUGUGGUGGUGGCAGCAGACCCUGCUGCAGCCGGCAGUCUGGGCGGCCUGGUUCGUCAGCUUUCCAUCGACCACCUGGAGAACGAGGGGCGGCGCAUCAGCUUCGGGCCCGAGGGCGGUGCCGGGCCGCCCAAACUGCUCAACCGACAGAUGUCCAUGCAGGGCGUGCAUAAGAAGGUUCUGCAGACGCUGCUGAAGCCGCGUGCAUGGAAGCCCCCCACGAAGCGGCAGUUCUUCCUGGACGUGCAUGGGGUGGUGGAGCUCUGUGACCUGGCGGAGAACAUCUUUAAGAACGAGCCGUCUGUGCUGCAGGUGCGGGCGCCAGUGAAGAUCUUUGGUGACCUGCACGGCCAGUUUGGUGAUCUCAUGCGUCUGUUCGACGAGUACGGCUCGCCCUCCACUGCCGGUGACAUCGCGUACAUAGACUACCUGUUCCUGGGCGAUUAUGUGGACAGAGGCGCGCACAGCCUUGAGACCAUCAUCCUGCUGCUCGCACUCAAGAUCGAGCACCCGCGCAACGUGCAUCUGAUCCGCGGCAACCAUGAGGCCGCAGACAUCAACGCGCUGUUUGGGUUCCGCAUAGAGUGCAUCGAGCGCAUGGGCGAGCAGGCGGGCAUCUGGGCGUGGCAGCGCAUCAACCAGCUCUUCAACUGGCUGCCGCUGGCCGCGCUGAUAGAGAAGAAGAUCAUUUGCAUGCACGGGGGCAUCGGCCGGUCCAUCCAGCACGUGUCGCAGAUCGAGGAGCUUCAGAGGCCCAUCAGCAUGGAGGCUGGGUCGAUGGUCCUCAUGGACCUGCUCUGGUCUGAUCCCACGGAGAACGACAGCAUUGAGGGCCUCCGACCGAACGCACGAGGACCCGGCCUUGUCACAUUUGGGCCUGAUCGGGUGAUGGAGUUCUGUCAGAACAACGACCUGCAGCUCAUCAUUCGAGCGCACGAGUGCGUGAUGGACGGCUUUGAACGCUUUGCCGCCGGCCACCUCAUCACUCUCUUCUCUGCCACUAACUACUGCGGCACGGCCAACAAUGCGGGUGCUAUUCUAGUGCUGGGGAGGGACCUUGUAGUCUUCCCCAAGAUGAUCCACCCGUUGCCGCCCACCGGCAACUCGGGCAACUCGUCGCCGGAUUACCAGGAUGAAUGGAUGCAGAUCAGCAUGGUGCUGGCUCCGCCGCCGCCUAUGACUCGCGGCGACGACCCCAGGGAGCCGCAAUCCAACCUAGACUUCGAUGCCUCUGCUCCUCCGCCAUUCACUCUGGCGGAUAUCCGCGCGGCGAUCCCGAAGCACUGCUGGGAGAAGGACGCACUGAAGUCCAUGGCGUACCUCGUGUGGGACGUCGCCGUGGUGUUCGGCAUGGCUGCCGUCGCUCAAGCGGUCGACCAAUGGUGGAUCUGGCCAAUCUACUGGCUUGCUCAGGGUACCAUGUUCUGGGCGCUUUUCGUCAUUGGUCACGACUGUGGGCAUGGAAGUUUCUCCAACAACAAGGCUCUGAACGACGUCGUUGGCCAUCUGACUCAUUCCUCAAUUCUCGUGCCGUACCACGGAUGGAGAAUUAGCCACCGUACACAUCACGCCAACCACGGCCACGUUGAGAAUGACGAGUCUUGGCAUCCAGUUACCAAGGACAAGUAUGACCAGAUGGAGUUUUGGACCAAGGUUGGCCGACUCAAGUUCCCGUGGCCUCUCUUCGCCUACCCAUUCUACUUGUGGAAGCGGAGCCCUGGCAAGGACGGUUCGCAUUUCGACCCCAACUGCGACCUUUUCACUCCUAAUGAGAAGGGCGACGUACUUACAUCUGCGACUUGCUGGUGGGCCAUGAUGGGAAUUCUGGCCGCGCUCACGGUCUUCAUGGGACCUGUUUCGAUCUUCAAGCUUUACGUCGUUCCGUACUGGAUCAAUGUUGUAUGGCUCGAUGUUGUUACCUAUCUGCAUCACCACGGUUAUGACAAGAAGGUUCCGUGGUACAGAGGCGAGGAGUGGAACUACAUGAGGGGUGGUCUGUCGACCAUUGACAGGGACUAUGCUUUAGGCCCUGCUCCUGACGACGCUGCUACGGCUCGCUUUGCCCGUCAGCGCGCUGACCGGACGGCUUGGACGUCGCGUGACGCUGCGGCCUGCAUCGCACUCAGCAGCCUCCUCCCUGAGUCCGAGGAGGUCCACUUUACUCAGGUUCGCACCGCUGCUGCGUACCUCACUGCGAUUAAGGCCCGCUACUCUACUCCCGCUACUGUCUCUCUCGGCCGUCUUUUCCUCCCGUUCCUGUUUCCUGAUCUUGCCUCGUUUGAGCGCUCUGCUGACUUGAUCGCUCACCUCCGCUCGCUCGACGCUAGUUACCGCGCUGCUUGCACUGAGGCACAGCUUGCACUGCUUCCUCCCCCCAUGGCGAUUACUGUCUAUUUCAUCGCCACUAGCCUCCCUGACCGCCUUGCCUCCGUUCGUGACGCGCUUCUGCUGAAGCACCCUAGUGAGCUGACUAUCGAGGUCCUUGAGUCUGCACUCAAGGACGUCGAGAGCAACCUUCGUUCGGUAGCUGCCGCCUCUGGUACUGUGUCCCCCCCACUCUUCCACGGGUGCACAGUCCCGCAGUUACCCACCUUCACUGCCUCUCUUGCCACUGCCGCUACUGACGCGACUGCGGCUGCUGUUACGACUGCGUCGCGGUCCCGCGGCAGGGGGGGCAAGAAAGGUUGUUCCGGUGGAGGUGGAGGCGGAGGUAGCGGAGGUAGUGGGGGUGCUGUUGCGACUGGCAGUGGUGGGAGUGCAGCGUCUGGAGAGACCCCUCGUGCAGCGGCUGGUGACUCCACUGCACCUGCUGGUGGCGGCGACCCUCGAGCUCGUCAGUCGCCUCCUGUACUGCCGGCCCCGCUAGUCACUGCACGUCACACUACCACUUUACCGUGUCCUGCUGCUCCCUCCGGGUCUCUCACUGGGUUUCACGUCCCCUCGUUCUCCCGGAACUUGGUUCCUACGUCUGUUCCAGUCGCUGCGUCGUGCUCCUGCCGAUCGCUUGCCCACCCCACCGUUCUGUGGCACCACCGGAUGGGGCACCCGUCCCUUCCACGUCUGCGCGCUAUGUCUAGUCAGCGUCUUGUCCUAGGCCUCCCACGUGUCUUGCCGUCGCUGCCGCCUUCGCCUGCGCCGCCGUGUUGUCCCUGCGUCGAGGGUAGGCUGCGCGCCACCCCUCAGUCCUCCUCCCUUCGUCCGGCCACCGAGCCUUUUGAGACGCUUCACUUGGACGUCUGGGGCCCCGCCCCUCGUCUAGGCCCUGAGCGUGAGCGUUACUUUCUGGUGGUCGUUGACGACUUCUCCCGCUACACCACAGUGUUCCCUCUGGCGAAGAAGUCUGAGGUGCCUUCUACGCUGAUCAGGUACGCCGCGCACCAGCUGAACCUCUGGCCACGUGUCUCUCGACCAGAGGUUUCACCGACCAGUCUUUGGACAGAGUCCCGUGGUGUUGCGUCGCGGUUUCGUGUCUGGGGGUGCUUGGCUCUUGUCCGCGACACCUCCGCGGACAAGCUCUCGCCUCGUGCCGUCCCCUGUGUCUUCCUUGGUUUCCCUGAGGACUCCUCUGACUUCACCUUUUACCACCCUCCCUCUCACCGGUUCUUUGACUCCCGUGACGUCCGUUUCGAGGAGUCCACUCCGUACUACGUCAGGUACCCCAGUCGAGGUCUCCCGGUUCCUCCUCCCCCCCUCUUCCUGACUGCCGUUCCCCCUCCUGCUCCCCCGGUACAGCCUCCCCCCCCUGGUCCAGCCCCGUCAGGUGUGUCCCAGGCUACCCCUCCUCCUUCGGUAGCCCCUCCGGUACAGCCUCCCUCCCCACAGUCCUCCUCGCAGCGUGCCGCUGGUGCUAGCUCUCGAGAGGUUGGUGCGGCGCCUGUUCCUGUACCGGUUUCUGGUUCUGGGGGUGCUGGAGUUGGAGCUGGAGUUGGAGCUGGAGUUGGCACUGGAGUUUCUGGUUCUGGGGGUGCUGGAGUUGGAGCUGGGGUUGGAGCUGGAGUUUCUGGUUCUGGAGUUGGAGCUGACCCGGUGGGUGCUGAGGACUCUUGUCGUCCGGGAGCUGGUGCUGGCCGCGCGGACACUGGGGGUGCUGCGUCUGGGGCUGGCGUUGGAGAGAGAGGAGAAGGAGUUACAGCGGCUGGAGGAGCAGCAGCAGCAGCUGGAGCCGCAGGAGCAGCAGCAGCAGCUGGACUCGCAGGAGCAGCAGUCCCAGCAGCAGCCGCGUCCGCAGCAGCAGCAGUCGCAGCCGCAGCAGCAGCAGCCACUUCCUCCUCCUGUCUCGGGUCUUCGGAUCCUUGGUCUCCCCUCCCCUUCUCCUCCCUCCUCCGCAUCUCCUCCUGUCUACGGUCCCACGUUUCCUCCUCCUGA
This is a messenger RNA of Closterium sp. NIES-65, 5898 nucleotides long. The record is from the annotation of a GenBank genome assembly. Lineage: Eukaryota; Viridiplantae; Streptophyta; Zygnematophyceae; Desmidiales; Closteriaceae.